Messenger RNA from Syzygium oleosum, 1588 nucleotides. RefSeq names its product protein disulfide isomerase-like 2-3. The transcript has 9 exons. Gene Ontology annotation, cellular component: endoplasmic reticulum lumen. Gene Ontology annotation, biological process: response to endoplasmic reticulum stress. Gene Ontology annotation, molecular function: protein disulfide isomerase activity; protein-disulfide reductase activity. Bases 56 to 1363 code for a protein of 435 amino acids. The record is from RefSeq and is a predicted model, not a curated record. Lineage: Eukaryota; Viridiplantae; Streptophyta; Magnoliopsida; Myrtales; Myrtaceae.
UUCUGCUCUUGUUCCUGAAAUUCUCUGCAAAUCGACGAGCGAGAGAGGGAGAGAGAUGCAUAGAUCGCGAUCGGCGUCGUUGGUUCGUGCGAUCGUCUCGCUCCUGUUCAUAUUCGGUUCGUGCGAGGCGCUGUACGGGCCGUCGUCUCCGGUGCUUCAGCUCAACCCUUCCAACUUCAAGAGCAAGGUUUUGAAUUCAAAUGGAGUUGUUUUGGUCGAGUUCUUCGCGCCUUGGUGUGGGCAUUGUAAAGCUCUGACACCGACAUGGGAAAAGGCGGCCGCUGUAUUGAAAGGGGUAGCCACUGUGGCAGCUCUAGAUGCCGAUGCGCACCAGUCCCUCGCUCAGGAGUAUGGAAUUAGAGGAUUUCCAACCAUAAAGGUGUUUGUACCUGGGCAGCCUCCUAUUGAUUACCAAGGAGAAAGGGAUGUCAAACCUAUUGCAGAAUUUGCACUAAAACAGAUCAAGGCACUUCUCAAAGAACGCUUAAAUGGUAAAUCAACUGGAGGAUCAAGUGAGAAAUCCGAACCUAGUGCGUCGGUUGAACUGACUUCCAACAAUUUUGAUGAGUUGGUUCUCAAAAGUAAAGAACUCUGGGUUGUAGAAUUUUUUGCUCCAUGGUGUGGUCACUGUAAAAAACUGGCACCUGAGUGGAAGAAGGCUGCCAAUAAUUUGAAAGGAAAAGUGAAGUUGGGACAUGUUGACUGUGACACCGAGAAGUCUCUAAUGAGCAGGUACAAGGUGCAAGGCUUCCCUACUAUCCUCGUAUUUGGUGCUUACAAGGACAGUCCAAUUCCUUAUGAGGGUGCUAGAACUGCCUCUGCUAUCGAAUCCUUUGCUCUAGAGCAGCUGGAGACAAAUGUUGCUCCUCCUGAAGUGACGGAGUUGACCAGCCAAGAUGUUAUGGAGGAGAAAUGCGGUUCAGCUGCCAUCUGUUUUGUUGCUUUCCUGCCUGAUAUCUUGGACACUAAGGCAGAAGGAAGGAACAGAUAUAUUCAGAUGCUAUUGUCAGUAGCAGAAAAGUUCAAAAGAAGUCCUUACAGCUUUGUUUGGGCCGCCGCUGGUAAGCAGCCAGAUCUAGAGAAACUUGUUGGUGUGGGUGGAUAUGGGUACCCCGCGUUGGUGGCACUAAAUGCAAAGAAAGGCGCGUAUGCCCCGCUCCGGAGCGCAUUCGAACUUGACCAUAUUGUAGAGUUUGUGAGGGAAGCCGGGCUUGGUGGUAAGGGCAAUUUGCCUUUUGAAGGUACCCCUGUGAUCGCGAAGGCGGAGCCAUGGGAUGGUAAAGAUGGAGAGAUUUUUGAAGAGGACGAGUUCUCUCUUGAGGAACUAAUGAGCGAGGAUGCACCAAACAAGGAUGAGUUAUGACCGAUUCACACUAGGAAACAGAAUGAGGAGGGCCGGCAAAAUUGAGUAUUUGCUUUUGGACAUUGCUCGAGUGUAAUGGAAAGUCCGAUGUUGGUUUUGCUGGCGUACUUGUUCUUAAUUUUCUGAUUGUGAGAUUCUCCUGACUUGGAUAUCGGUAGGUCUGAGAGGUCGAUCUUAUUUGACUCAAAUAUAAGAAUUGUGGGAAAACACCAAAAAUUUACCUCA